AUCUGUCACUUAUACUGAGUGAUGGUGUUGAUUUUUGAUUGUGCGUGCGAUAAUUUUUUGGUAAAUUAAAAUUCAUCAGCGCUACACACAAAUGUCGUUUACGUCCGCUAAUUGAACUCGAAUAAAACGCCGCUCAGCGGCAUAUUGCAAUCUUUGUAAUAUAUCGUUAUUGUACAUAGAAACAGUAGAUUGUAAGUAGGAUGACUCUCGCGGAGUUUUUUAGUUGUUCCCUGCUUGCAUUCGGAGCUCCACUGGCGAUGUUCGCGAUGACAAUAGCGAACGACCCUGUCCGGAUCAUCAUCAUGAUAGCAGCGGCAUUUGGUUGGCUCCUAUCAUUUCUCUUGUCGUCGUUGGUAUGGUAUGCUGUAGUGCCUUUACGAUCAUAUUUGGCAUUUGGAAUGGUUUUUGCAGUCAUAUUCCAGGAAGCAUUCCGUUACGGCAUGUAUCUCUUAUUGAGGAAAACAGAAGCAGGUUUGAAAGAGAUCUCAGAGAACCACGAAAUCGGCAGCAAUAAGCUGGAGAUGGCAUAUGUAUCUGGACUUGGAUUUGGAGUCAUGAGUGGAGCUUUCGCCUUAGUGAAUGUCCUUGCAGACUCAGUUGGACCAGGCACGUUAGGCCUUAAAACAGGCACCGAGUACUUCUUUGUCACGAGUGCAGCCAUGACCCUCUGCAUGAUCCUCCUCAACACAUUCUGGAGUGUCAUAUUCUUCAGUGGCCUCGAUGAAAGUAACUACAUGAAAAUUGGAUGGGUGAUCCUCUCACAUUUCUUAGUUUCCUCAAUAAGUUUGUUGAACAGUAAAGAAUUGUAUGCCAUUACAAUAUUGCCCUCAUACAUCGUAUUAAUCAUCACGGCAAUCAUAGCAUAUAAAUGUGCGGGAGGGACCAGCAAAAGCUUUAUUGACAGUUUUACAGUGCGGUCAUAGGGCAGCCGUUGUAAAUACUUGUUGACCACUGCAUUAGUUUAAUGUGACAUGACACUCAUUUGUACAAUUUGUUGAUCGGAUUGGUAAA
Ostrinia furnacalis (Asian corn borer) is the source of this 1011-nucleotide messenger RNA. RefSeq names its product gamma-secretase subunit Aph-1 (gene aph-1). Bases 201 to 923 code for a protein of 240 amino acids. The transcript is spliced from 3 exons. Lineage: Eukaryota; Metazoa; Arthropoda; Insecta; Lepidoptera; Crambidae. The record is from RefSeq and is a predicted model, not a curated record. Gene Ontology annotation, biological process: protein processing; positive regulation of catalytic activity. Gene Ontology annotation, cellular component: membrane.